CCGGUUCUUUCCCUCGUGUUUCUCCCCAUGUCGGAGCCGCCGAUUUUCGGAUCCGACCCCCCGGGCCGAGCCCCGACCCCCGGGACCCAGUUCCUCAUCAGCGGGGGGACCGGCUACGUCCCGGAGGAUGGACAGAGUGGACAGCAGCUGUUCGGGGCCGGAGAGGGGCUGACCUACAAUGAUUUCCUUGUCCUGCCUGGAUACAUCGAUUUCACCUCCGACCAAGUGGAUCUAGCCUCCGCACUUACCAAGAAGAUCACCUUAAAGACACCCCUGGUCUCCUCUCCAAUGGACACGGUGACUGAAGCUAACAUGGCAAUAGCCAUGGCGCUGAUGGGAGGCAUUGGUUUCAUCCACCAUAACUGUACCCCGGAGUUCCAGGCAAACGAAGUCCGGAAAGUUAAGAAAUACGAGCAGGGGUUCAUCACUGACCCAGUUGUCAUGAGCCCCUCAGAAAAAGUAUGGGAUGUGUUUGAAGCAAAAGCUCGUCACGGCUUCUGUGGGAUUCCCAUAACGGACACCGGGAAGCUCGGUGGGAAAUUGGUGGGAAUCAUCUCCUCUCGCGACAUUGACUUCCUGACGGAAAAAGAGCAUGACCUUUGUCUGGCUGAGGUGAUGACAAGGAGAGAAGAUCUGGUGGUCGCACCAGCUGCCGUCACUUUGAAGGAAGCGAACGAGAUAUUGCAGCGAAGUAAGAAAGGGAAGCUGCCCAUCGUGAAUGAUGAUGAUCACUUGGUAGCCAUCAUUGCCCGGACAGACCUGAAGAAGAAUCGCGAUUAUCCUCUCGCAUCGAAAGACUCUAAGAAACAGCUGCUGUGUGGAGCUGCGGUUGGUACACACGCUGAUGACAGAUAUCGUCUCGACCUCUUGGUCCAGGCUGGUGUAGACGCUGUGGUCCUGGAUUCCUCUCAGGGGAAUUCCAUCUUUCAGAUUGACAUGAUUAAACACAUCAAGGACAAGUACCCGGAUCUGCAGGUCAUUGGUGGAAAUGUUGUCACUGCAGCACAGGCGAAGAAUCUGAUUGAUGCUGGAGUGGAUGCUCUGAGAGUCGGAAUGGGAAGUGGCUCCAUCUGCAUUACACAGGAAGUGCUGGCUGUGGGGAGACCUCAGGCCACAGCUGUUUACAAGGUAGCGGAAUAUGCCAGGAGAUUUUCUGUCCCUGUGAUAGCAGAUGGUGGGAUUCAGACUGUUGGUCACAUUGCCAAAGCCUUGGCACUGGGAGCAUCGACAGUGAUGAUGGGAUCUCUACUCGCUGCCACUAGUGAAGCCCCUGGCGAGUAUUUCUUCACGGAUGGAGUGAGACUGAAGAAGUAUCGAGGGAUGGGUUCCCUGGAUGCGAUGGACAAACAUGUGGGGAGUCAAAACCGCUACUUUAGCGAGUCAGACAAGAUUAAAGUGGCUCAGGGGGUUUCUGGUGCUGUCCAGGACAAGGGCUCCAUCCACAAGUUUGUUCCCUACCUGAUUGCUGGGAUCCAACAUGGCUGCCAGGACAUUGGAGCUAAGAGUCUAUCACAGCUCAGAGCGAUGAUGUACUCUGGGGAGCUGAAAUUUGAGAAGAGAACGUUGUGUGCUCAAAUGGAAGGAGGUGUUCAUGGGCUGCACUCAUAUGAGAAGAGACUUUUCUAAAUCCUGUCCAAGAAAUCCCAGUCUCACUCCAGGAUUCUGUUUCUCAUUGAACGUUUCUGGUCAAAUUUCCAGAUAUCCUAUUUCAACCUUCCAUCAGCUUGAAAUUCAUAUCCAAAAGCAAUGGGAGAGGUUGUGGAACUCUGGAAUUCACACUGUAGCUGUUUGAAUCUGCAUGUCUGAUACCUCUGCUGCAUUAUGAGGGUUAUUUUCACCAAAUGUGUUUUAUUUUUGUUAAAAUGGAAUGCGAUUGUUUGGCAUUAUGUAAUCUAAACCUUUAAACCUCAAAGCUGCUACUGAGUGUGGCACUUUGAUGCCACUGAGCUUGUCAGUGUUGGUGUCACCGAGUCAGUUUGUGUUGGAUUCUCCAACCCUUGCACAGUCAGAGUGUUUAUUCUCAGUUACGAUUGCACACUAACACAGAAUUUAUUACUGGGACUGGUGCCUUUGCAUCUGUCACUGCCACUUAUGAAUCGACUCUGGAAUAUUGAGGAAUGGGGGUUUCAUGAAACGUAAUCUAAGCCAGGACCUGUCUAUGAAGCUUUUUGACUGGAAGAUCCGUGUUUGCAGAAUAAUUAAUGCCUCAAAUUGUUGACAGAUGAAUAGCAUUCAUUUUAAAGAUGGGAUGAUGCCUUCAGACUGGUUGUGUAAUUACUGAUUCAUUGUCUUAAACAGGGUUGUGAUUGUGGUUUAAACUGUUCUUAAAAUAAUGAUGUUGCAGGCU
Molecule: messenger RNA, 2347 nt
Organism: Carcharodon carcharias (great white shark)
Lineage: Eukaryota; Metazoa; Chordata; Chondrichthyes; Lamniformes; Lamnidae
Gene: impdh2
Product: IMP (inosine 5'-monophosphate) dehydrogenase 2
Exons: 14
Coding region: 28-1626 (532 amino acids)
Biological process (GO): GTP biosynthetic process
Cellular component (GO): cytoplasm
Molecular function (GO): IMP dehydrogenase activity
Source: RefSeq, a predicted model, not a curated record